Molecule: messenger RNA, 690 nt
Organism: Protopolystoma xenopodis
Lineage: Eukaryota; Metazoa; Platyhelminthes; Monogenea; Polystomatidea; Polystomatidae
Source: the annotation of a GenBank genome assembly
AUGGAAGCGCAUCAGUUUUAUCCGCUCGUCGAGAUCCAAUGCUCCCCAGACCUGCGCUUCUUCCUCUGCUCCAUCUACACGCCGAUUUGUCUGGCAAACUUUGCCCACGCCCUACCGCCUUGUCGGUCUGUCUGCGAGCGUGCUCGUCACGGUUGUGCUCCGAUAAUGGCGAUGCACAACUUCUCCUGGCCGGCCCGCAUGCACUGCGACCAGUUUCCGCAGUUCGAGAACCCCGAGGGCCUGUUGUGCAUGGACAAAAAGGCGUCACACGAAGCCAACACGUCGCUGCAACUGGGCGCUUCUGCCGCCGGCACAAUUGGCUCCGUAGUUGGCGGCAAAGAUGGCAGAACGGGACAAGACAACGAUCUGCUCACCUACAGUUUGGCCGGGGAUUUGGGCCUCCCGGGCGCCGGACAGUCCGACUUUGAGGAGGCCACGGACGAGGCGGAACUGCUGCAGGAGGUGCUCCGCGAGAAGGAGGCGGCCAAGGCUUUUCCUUCUGCUCUUGCACUCAACCGGCGAGCAGAGGCCAUCUUCAUGGCAGACAGCUCUUACCGACGACAGAUGGAGGCCGGCAUGCGGCUCGACUGCUCCUGUCGGUGCAGACCGCCGCUGGUCGCUCUGAGACGGCACGAGGAGGACAGCCAAUUCAAGAAAGUGAGCACAAUUUUCACAAAUGCUACAAAAUAA